This is a messenger RNA of Micromonas commoda, 787 nucleotides long. RefSeq lists its product with no specific name. The record is from RefSeq and is a predicted model, not a curated record. Gene Ontology annotation, cellular component: nucleus; cytoplasm. The transcript has 3 exons. Bases 89 to 622 code for a protein of 177 amino acids. Gene Ontology annotation, molecular function: protein binding. NCBI's taxonomy places the organism in Eukaryota, Viridiplantae, Chlorophyta, Mamiellophyceae, Mamiellales, Mamiellaceae.
CCCGGAAACGCGCCAAGGCACCAGCCCCGGCCGACUUCCCGACACUUUCAACCCACAAACCACACACACACACACCCAAUAAGCUAAGAUGGGGGUCGAUGAUCACGACACCUUCUCCGGCCUCACCCCUCUCCAGCAAGCUGCUCAGGAGGGUGAUGUCGCCAAAGUCGUCGAGCUGCUGGAUGCCGGUGCGGACGUGAACAUCCAGGCCAACGGCGAGAUGGCCGGCAAGACCGCCGCCAUGAUCGCCGCCUCCAACGGCAACACGGAGAUCCUCAAGGCCCUCGGUCGCGGUCCCUCGCUCCUGGACCUCAAGGAUGCCGACGGGGGCACCGCCGCGAUGACUGCCGCCGUGCACCACCACGGAUCCGUCCUCGACUACCUGAUCGAGAAACACGUGGAUCUCAACGCGACGGACAGCGACGGCUGGACCGCGCUCAUGUACGCCGUCACCGUCGGCGACGCGGUGUGCGUGGAGAAGCUCGUCAAGGCUGGCGCGGACAUCUCCAUCAAGAACGCGGAUGGGGAGACUGCGAUUGACCUGUGCAAGCAGUCCAAGAAGCGGUACCCGCUCAUCCAGAUCAUCGAUCCGAAGGAGCCCCUCCCCGACAUCACCGAGUAGACGACUAACCUGUAACAACAACAACAACGACGACGACGAUGACGACAAAAACAAAAACCACCGACGACGCGUGGACGAGGCGCGAGCGCGACGCGUCGCCGUAAGUUAGCAACCUCAGUGGUACGGCGGGUUAGGCAUCUUUAAAACCCAAAGCCGUCGACGUUU